Fomitopsis serialis is the source of this 922-nucleotide messenger RNA. RefSeq lists its product as uncharacterized. The transcript is spliced from 3 exons. The record is from RefSeq and is a predicted model, not a curated record. The coding region runs from base 268 to 834 and encodes 188 amino acids. NCBI's taxonomy places the organism in Eukaryota, Fungi, Basidiomycota, Agaricomycetes, Polyporales, Fomitopsidaceae.
CGCCGAGAGAAUACUCGUGCCACUCUCGCAGACUCUCACCAACACAUCGACACGCCGACUCGAGCAGCAGACCUUGGCUGCUUCCGCAGCGGGCAGGCGGGGCUGUAGCACGGCGUGAAACCUCGAGAACUCCGCAUACAGCUUGUCCCUGUCACUAGUACUCUCACCCGUGCAUUCAACGGCUUCUAUCCUCAGUCAGCUCACAACGUCCCGCCCACAGCUAUCCACGAGCAGCCAGGAAACUCCAAACCGACACGUCACAGAUGAAUGCGAACAACUCGUGCCACAAACGCGGAACCACUCCCCGGACAGGUACCUAGCCUGCGCCAAGCUCACAAGGGCCUUCAAGCCUCGACGCGGUCCUUGCCAAUCCAGGACACUCGCCGUCUACGAUUGAGCCGCCGCUUAGCCAGGGCGCUGGGUAGCGAACCUGCCCCGACAACCAGCCUGAGCGGAUCCCAUCACAAGGAGUCACCGUGCGCGUGGGUAGAGGCCGUCGAUGUCGAGCGAUCUCCAUACGCACUCAACACCAAUACGCGCGAUGGAACGCGCUGGGUUCCCGACGCACAGAACAACUCCUCUCCUGCGGGUCGCCACCGCCAAACUACCCAUCGCCCGUGUGCAAGGGCGCGCCGCGCACGGUGGUCAAUCUCGCUCGAAAGAUCAACCCGCGCGUAUCGCGCGCACCAAUGCGAACACUCUCGGAACGCUCAUUUCUCAGGGCGGCGUCUUCAACCAUGGGCAAACUCGCGUGCCCCGCACCUCCCCAACUGCACGUCGCCCUCGCUCGCGCCCAGCGCCCUCCCCUACUUCUCCACGCCGCAACCGCAGUGAGACUACGCGCCGGUGCCCUCUGUCGAUGUUCGCGUUGGCUUCGGGCCGGGUGGUCGCAUCCGGAGGGCACCGACCUCUCUGCCUCGCA